Messenger RNA from Amborella trichopoda, 1870 nucleotides. RefSeq names its product AMP-dependent synthetase and ligase family protein (gene AAE3). Gene Ontology annotation, molecular function: medium-chain fatty acid-CoA ligase activity. Lineage: Eukaryota; Viridiplantae; Streptophyta; Magnoliopsida; Amborellales; Amborellaceae. The record is from RefSeq and is a predicted model, not a curated record. Gene Ontology annotation, biological process: fatty acid metabolic process.
AGACUUUUCCGAUUUCCAUUUUAAAAAAUAUAAGUUAAUUAUUUUUUAUUCCUGUUUGUUUCAUAUUUUCCAUUAAUGACGGAGGAGUGUGUUUCGAAGCUUUCAUCACAGAGCCAUGGAGACCGAACACUCACCGGGUUGUUGAAGAAAUCUGCCGUUGAGAAUCAUGAUCGGACAGCUCUGAUAGUUUCAGGGAAGUUUGAGAUCAGUCAUGGAAGGUUACAGGAGCUCGUUAAUGAAGUAGCCGUAAUUUUGGAGGAUUCCGGUGUAAAACAUGGCGACGUUGUUGCCCUUACUUUUCCUAACACAGUCGAGUUUGUCAUAUGCUUCUUGGCUGCGAUACAAGCUGGCACUGUAGCUGCACCACUAAACUCGGCCUACACGAGCGAGGAAUUUGAGUUCUAUCUCUCUGAUUCCAAAGCCAAACUCCUCCUCCUCCCCUUUGAUGGAAACAAAUCUGCUGAAGCCGCUGCCUCAAAACUCAACUUACCAUUCGCCAACACUGAGUCUCUCACUGACUCUUCAAAUGGACUUGCUUUCUCAGGACUCAACUCCAACCCGAACCCAGCCCCUUCGGUUCAAAACAAAGGUGAUGACGUGGCGCUCUUUCUCCACACCUCUGGAACAACGAGCCGACCUAAAGGUGUUCCUCUCACUCAAAGGAAUUUGGCAGCUUCGGUGGAGAACAUCCGAGGUGUCUAUGAUCUGAGCCGAGAUGAUCGGACGGUGGUGGUCCUCCCUUUGUUCCAUGUACAUGGCUUGAUGUGCUCGCUCUUGGGCUCGCUUAUAGCUGGGGGAUCAGUGAUCUUGCCGGCUUUGGGUCGGUUCUCUGCUUCAACAUUUUGGGUCGACAUGAAAUCAUAUGGUGGCACAUGGUACACUGCAGUGCCUACAAUUCAUCAGAUCCUCCUGGACCGACACCUUGCGGCACCAGAGCCUGUUUAUCCGAAACUCAGGUUUAUGAGGAGUUGCAGUGCGGCUUUGGCGCCGAUUGUUUUUGCACGACUCGAAGAGGCUUUUGGCGCACCAGUUUUAGAAGCCUACGCUAUGACUGAAGCAGCUCACUUGAUGGCUUCAAACCUUUUACCGUGUCGAGGAGAGAGAAAACCGGGUUCAGUUGGAAAACCGGUUGGUUUGGAGAUGGCAGUUUUGAGCGAGGAUGGAGUGGUGUUAGGGGUGGGCUUGAAAGGGGAAGUUUGUAUAAGGGGAGAGAAUGUGACCAAAGGGUACAAGGAUAAUGAGGAGGCCAACAGAGAAGCUUUUAAGUUUGGGUGGUUUCAUACAGGGGAUGUGGGAUAUUUUGAUGCAGACGGGUAUUUGCAUUUGGUGGGGAGGAUCAAGGAGCUUAUUAACAGGGGAGGUGAGAAGAUUUCUCCAAUUGAGGUGGAUGCAGUUCUGCUGUCGCACCCUGAUGUAGCACAGGCUGUGGCUUUUGGAGUUCCUGAUGAUAAAUAUGGCGAAGAGAUUAACGCAGCUGUGAUUCCAAGAGAGGAGUCUUCAAUCGAUGAGGCCGAGGUGCUGAGGUUUUGCAAAAAGAACCUUGCCUCUUUCAAGAUCCCAAAGAGGGUCUUCAUCACUGAUCCUGAUUCUCUCCCGAAGACUGCAACCGGCAAGAUCCAACGGCGGAUAGUUGCCCAGCAUUUCCUAGCCAAAAUCCCAGCCGUCAAUGCCCCUAAAGUUGGAGCUUCAUAGAGUAAAAAAGGGUAAAAAUAAAGAGAUGUCUACGAUACCCAUUUUUGCUUCUCCAUCUUUCUCCAUUUUCUAGUCAGCAUUGGAUUAUGAGAAGCUUUAUCAGCGAGAAUAAUGUGCACGUUCUUGUUCUUGUUUUUCCUACGUGUUUGCAAUCAAGAUGUUUACUGCUUUAAAGACA